CGAGCCUUUCCGGGGCUGUGCCCCGGAAGGGGAAGUGCGAUCUUCGGGCUGUCAGAGUUGGUGUGUUACUCGGUGGUGGCGGAGUCUACGGAAGCCGUUUUCCCUUCACUUUUCCUGGCUCUAGAUCGCUUUCCACCUGGCAGGUGGGAGUGCAGGGACGAAGGUGCGAGAUGAGCACCAUGUUCGCGGACACUCUCCUCAUCGUAUUUAUCUCUGUGUGCACGGCUCUGCUCGCCGAGGGCAUAACCUGGGUCCUGGUUUACAGGACAGACAAGUACAAGAGACUGAAGGCAGAAGUGGAAAAACAAAGUAAAAAAUUGGAAAAGAAGAAGGAAACAAUAACAGAGUCAGCUGGUCGACAACAGAAAAAGAAAAUAGAGAGACAAGAAGAGAAACUAAAGAAUAACAACAGAGAUCUAUCAAUGGUUCGAAUGAAAUCCAUGUUUGCAAUUGGCUUUUGUUUCACUGCCCUAAUGGGAAUGUUCAAUUCCAUAUUUGAUGGUAGAGUGGUGGCAAAGCUUCCUUUUACCCCUCUUUCUUAUAUCCAAGGACUGUCUCAUCGAAAUCUGCUGGGAGAUGACACCACAGACUGUUCCUUCAUCUUCCUGUAUAUUCUCUGUACUAUGUCGAUUCGACAGAAUAUUCAGAAGAUUCUUGGCCUUGCCCCUUCACGAGCUGCCACCAAGCAGGCAGGUGGAUUUCUUGGCCCACCCCCUCCUUCUGGGAAGUUUUCUUGAACUCAAGCAGAACUCUUUAUUUUCUAUCAUUCUUUCUAGACACACACAUCAGACUGGCAACUGUUUUGUAGCAAGAGCCAUAGGUAGCCUUAGUACUUGGGCCUCUUUCUAGUUUUGAAUUAUUUCUAGGCCUUUUGGGUAUGAUUAGAGUGAGAAUGGCACCCAGCAAACUUGAUCAUGCUUUUGGUCCUAGAUGGUUUUCAAAUAAGUGGAUUGAUUUGUUAAGUUCAGGUGAUGUUUAUGUAACAAAAAACAAAUAGCAUCCUUCUUGUUUCAUUUACAUAAGAAUUUUCUUUGGGACUGACUUUCAAGGCCCUAUGUAUGCCCUGCAAGAGAUCUAGAAGAAAAAUUUAGUUUGUAUAGCUCUUAAUUGUAACUGUUUGUUGAGUUGUUUUUUUUUUAAGCCAAAUAUAUGACAUAAGAUCAAUAAAGAGGCCAAAUUGUUAGCUAUUUUAUAUACAAGGAGAGAUCUGUUUCAUUUUGUUUUGCCCUAUUUUUAGAUAUAAGUUUUAGCAUUGGCCAGGAAGGGCUAAAAUAAAAGUUUUUAAGGUACCAUACUUUUUGCCAUACUUGACUCAUGUACUCAAAAUACAGAGUUGUCCUGGUGUAGGAACUAGAAAGCAGGAGUGGAAAGGAACGUAAUAAUUCAUGGGAGUUUAAAAAUCAGGGUCUUGGCAAGUAACACUGAUGUCUGAAAAAAAAAAAUUAAAUAUAAAUAAAUAAAUAAAAAUGAGGGUCCUCAGCCAUUUUCUUCAUAUCCUAUUACAGUCUCUUGGAUUCUUGUAGGGGCAUUAUUAGAUCUCCCUUGGAGGCAAGGAUAUAGUUAUAUGUGUUAACCUUGCAGAGCUUUCUUUUAGUCACAAUAGCCUUCAGUUUCUGCCAUGCCCCUUCAUAAGGGAAAAGGAUAUUUGUACCAUGAUCCUCCCCCAUAAUCUACGGAAUUAGGAGCCCUGUGUGGAUUCCUAUCAAUAAGUAUGCACAUUCAUCAAAUAUCUACUUAAAUGUGAGUAUUCUACUACUGAGAAAAAACACAUAAUUUUCAAAGUAAUAAUUGUUAAACCAACAGCAAACUUCUUUCUUAUCAGCACCAUAAAGUCCAGAAGACAGUGGAAAAAUAAUUUCACAGUUCUGAGGAAAAUAAGUAUCACCUUAGAAUUUUAUUCACAAUAUUGGAGGCAAAAUAAAGACAUUUUUGCACAUAGAAAACUAAGAGAAUUUAAUUAUUAAAGGUUAUAUUUCAAGGAUGGAAAAGAAAAUCUGCCCAAGGUGAAGGUAUGGGAUACAAGAAACAGUGAUCAACAGAGAAAUAAAAUAUAUGGAUAAAUAUAAGGAUAAAUUUAAAUGUUUUAUGGAUUAUCUAAUUUAAAGAUUAUCCCAAGACAACCCUACAAGGUAAUCACUGUUCUUACCUUCAUUUAACAGAUGAGGACGCUGGGGCAGGGGAGGUUAGUAACUUGCUUCUCAUCACAGAGCUAUUGAGUGGCAGAGUCAGAAUUUGAAUUCAACCAUUGUAAAGCCAAAUAGUCCAGACUGUCAAGCUCUAUCUUACAACCUCCUCAUAGGUAUGUGGUGAUUCUCUUCUCAUCACCUCAUCUCCUCAAUUAGAGUGUGUGAGCUCUCUCAAGUUAGGCUUUGUCUUUUUUGUGUUCUCCUUUUUACAAAGUAGUCAACAUGGGUGGGAACAUAGCAGGAGCUCAAUAAAAGCAGAAAAAAGGGAACAGAAGUCCCUAUUUUGAAACUAGUUUCAGAAGGAUGUCUGAUAAUGGAUGGUGAUGACUUUUAAUGGUCUUUUCUCCACGUCAUUGACCACUCUAAGCAAAAUAAUAAUUUUAAUGAUAAUGAAGAAAAUGCUGCUCAUAACAAUAAUGACAAAUAUGAAAUAUCUAAAAUAAAACAUGAAAAGAAACUAUCCUCAAAAUUCUGCCAUCACCUUUUUAAAGUGAGAAUGUAUAGCACACUCGAUCAUUCAUACCCUGAGGCUUUGAAGUUGGUGCUUUCUAAUUAGAUUUCUUAUGGACCAGGUGUUUAUAUACAAAUUAUGUUUCCAUAGUAAAGAAUAAAUAAGAGGAAGAAGUUAAAAAGGAGAGGAAGAAGGAGAGAUUGCAUCUAUUCACCCUAUUCAUUUAAAAUUUUUCUUUUUUCCAAAUACAUUCUGCUUAUGUAUAUUCACCCUGUUCUUAACAGCACAAUAACAAAGAUACAUUACAGAGGAAAUAAAGCUCACAUCACAAGAUUUAAGUUCAAGGAGUUAUUAAGGGCUACUGCAGCCUCACAAUUAGCUUUUUUUACAUUUCUUGUUUUGAAGAAAUUUCAAGACUAGUUACCACCAGAUCACUGGAGAUGACAUUUCAAGACAGGCCUCUGAACAUCUCUCAAAACACAUACUUUGGCUAUUUUCCCUAUG
Molecule: messenger RNA, 3141 nt
Organism: Sapajus apella (tufted capuchin)
Lineage: Eukaryota; Metazoa; Chordata; Mammalia; Primates; Cebidae
Gene: TMCO1
Product: transmembrane and coiled-coil domains 1
Exons: 7
Coding region: 171-737 (188 amino acids)
Biological process (GO): endoplasmic reticulum calcium ion homeostasis
Cellular component (GO): endoplasmic reticulum membrane; cytoplasm; endoplasmic reticulum
Molecular function (GO): calcium channel activity
Source: RefSeq, a predicted model, not a curated record